AUGGUUCAUCUGUCUUCCAUCGCUACGGCGGCUCUGGCAUUUGCCAGCGCUGUCAACGCCGCCUGUGGUGACGGCAGCCCUCAGGCUACUGUCACUGGCUCUGGCACCUAUACCGCCAGGGUCGGCGGAUCCAGCGUCUACUCUGGAUCCGACUAUCGUCUUGCCAUUCAGACGGCCCUUGAUCGCAUCAGCAGCGGUCAGCGUGUUGUCGUUUCUGCCUCGGGUAGCAUCGGCGCCAAUACUCUUACCAUCACCAGCGGGAAGACGUUUGAGGUCUGCGGCACCAUCAACGUCUCCACCAGGUCCGGCCGUGGCGCCAUUGAGGUCACCAACCAGAAUGAUGUCAAGAUCCCUUACCUCAAGAUGACCGGAAACCCCUACUUCGGUCUUCGCUUCUCGGGCACCAAGAACCUGAACCUGGGUGAGAUCACCAUGAACCUCAGUGGCGGUAUCGGCAUCCGUUUCGACCGAGAUCUUGCCGCCAACUCCAACGUCAAAAUGGGUACCAUCACCGUUACCGGCGCCGGCAGCCACGCCGUUGAAACCUGGAACAUUGACGGCCUGACCAUCGGCUCCGUCAUUGCCCGCGAUUGCGGCGAGUGCGGUCUGCUCCUCCAGAAGACCACCAACGCCCAGGUCGGCUACGUUGAGGGCAACAACGUCGGCACCGGAACCGGCUAUGCCACCCUUCGCUUCGCCAACAACAACGGACAGCUCUCCAACGGCCAGUACACCACGACCAACGUCUUCAUCGACAAGGUUUACUCACGAGGCGGCGGCCGCGGUAUCUUCUGCGUCUCCAUGUCCGGUGCUGCCGAGAUCAAGCAGAUUGAUCUCGCCAACAACGGAAACAACGCUAUCCUGAUUGAGAACUGCUACAACCUUGCUAUCCGAGACGGAACCGUCAACGGCGGAGGAGAGGUGCGCGUUGCUGCUCGCAGCGAGUUCCCCAACAACAGCGGUAUCUAUGUCAAGGCCAAGAUUGACAACACCUCUGUUCGGGAGUCUCCUUGUGCCGAGAACAUUUUCUGGGGCAUCACUGGCAAUGCUGCCAAGAACGUCUGUUAA
Molecule: messenger RNA, 1068 nt
Organism: Fusarium vanettenii 77-13-4
Lineage: Eukaryota; Fungi; Ascomycota; Sordariomycetes; Hypocreales; Nectriaceae
Exons: 1
Coding region: 1-1068 (355 amino acids)
Source: RefSeq, a predicted model, not a curated record